UUGGCGUGUGGGUGAAGAUGUAGGUUGUAAACAAAUCGAUAUUCAAAUACGACGUAUAGCAGUGUAGUGUUAUUAAAAUGGAGUUUAUUUAAGUUUGAGAGUGCUUUACCUGCCCAUGAGAAGAGUAUCAGUUCUGGUAAUAUAAGUAAAUGAGUAUCAAAAUGCCCACGUACAGAGUUCAGAACCUUUAUAACAUAUGUCUGAAUAGCAUUGUGUGUAAUGUCAACUUUUGGUUGAAACUGAAGAAGGACCUUGACAAAAAUGGGAAUAAAUACAGCCCAUUUAGCGUCUUGCCUGCAUCAUUGGAGCAAGAACUGCUGGACACUUAUGUGCGCAUUCAUAGUUUACCUGACAGGUAUAACUUCUGGCUGGAGCAUCAGGAAAAGUGGAGACUGUUUAUAACUGAACACAUCAGUAGACUUGCAAUAACAGAUUACACAGAGAAGGCAAGCCUCCUCCAUAUUGCUGCAACAUGUAGGAACCUGAAGUACCUUGACAUCAAGAAUGUAUAUGAAGCUCUCCCAUGUCUCAAAACAAUAGCACCUUGUUUGAAAACGGUUGUUUCACUUAACUUUGUGACAAUGGCACAUAUUAACAGCACCACACUGAAGUAUAUCCGGAGUCAUUGCCCAAAUCUCAGGUUUCUUGGAUUACGAUCAUGUGUCCUCAAUGACAAAGCAUUGGGGCAUCUGAAGCAUAUAAAUACUCUCACAGAGCUCGACAUAAGGGACACAGAGGUUACAGCAUCAGGCAUAUGUCUUGUUUUAAAACACAACCCUCAGCUGCGUAGCUUACAUCAUCCAGAGGUAGUGCGUGGGCUCUAUAAAAUGCAUUCCUCUCGAACUUGGUUGGUACGUGUAGAGUCGAGUCUCUUGUCUUCUACUAUGAUGUCAUAUCAGUUGAGAGACAUUGAGUUUGAGAUAUCAAAGAAGGAUAAUCCUGGAAUGUUAGCUGUAGUUGUUUCAUCUUGUCCAGCUAUAGAAAGAGUCCGUGUUGAAGUUGAUGCUAGUGCUCCAGCUGACUCACUCGCACCUUUAGCGAAACUUCAAUAUUUGACAGAGCUAGAUGUCCAGUGCUGUGGUGACAGUACACACAAAGGGUGGGAUGACCCUGCUUCAGCUGCUAUAAAUCUGUUUGCUUGUAGUAUUGUGCCAAUCUUAGAAGCUCGUGGCAGAAACCUGUAUGCUUUCACAAUGGAGGGAAUUGUUUCUGUUGAUAUGCAGCUGAUUGAACACCUCUGCCCUAAUUUAGUAAGCUUAGGUUUAUACUACAACUCUUAUUUUGAAGAAUCAUUUAUUAUCCCUGAAGAUUUGACUCUUUCAAAGCCAUUUCCUGGGCUUCGCAGACUUCUAUUUGGCUCUAAUUCUGGAGACAGUGAUUUUCCAUCAGAAUAUUUGGAAUGGCUGCUGUCAAAUCAAGAUUUGGAAGAACUUUCUCUCUCUGGCUCACCUCUUUUUAAUAUUGAGUUAUUCAAUAACGCAUUUGCAAAUUCUUCUGCGUAUCCAAACUUACGUCGUCUUGAAUUAGAUUACUGCAAUGUGACCGCCGAUGUUAUAAUAGAGUUUUUAUAUCAUUGUGGUCGUAAAUCAUUACGAGAGCUCAGUAUUUGUGGCCCAUUUGUAAGAGAACAAGCAGCACCAUCUCUUUGUUAUAUACUCUGCGAAAAAUUGGAUGUUCAACUUGAGGCAUACUUUUAUUCAUUUGUGAAACUGAAAAAGAGACUAAUUCGAUACAAGCAGGAUCUCACUUGCAUCAGUUCAGAAUUGGACAUGAUAUCACUUCACAACAAUUUCGACCAUUGCCGUUUGAUAGAGUUUAUUGAUCCUAACUGAUGCAGUGGUGAGUCUUGCAAUUAUUAAUUUGUUGUUUGUACUAGUCGUUACCAAAAGAGUGACUGUGAGAUAAAUGUUAAAGAUUUGUCAAGGAAGUUACAUACCCUUCUCUGUGAUUAUGGAAUGUGAACAUAUCAUUCUUUUCCUAAGCCAAAGAAAUAUCAUUUUCAGUUAGAUCAUAAAUUACAUAUUAGUAUGAAUUAUCCAGAAAUCAUACAUCCAUUGAAAUAUUUGAAAUCAUUUUUUAGU
This is a messenger RNA of Schistocerca nitens (vagrant locust), 2081 nucleotides long. RefSeq lists its product as uncharacterized. Gene Ontology annotation, biological process: SCF-dependent proteasomal ubiquitin-dependent protein catabolic process. Lineage: Eukaryota; Metazoa; Arthropoda; Insecta; Orthoptera; Acrididae. The record is from RefSeq and is a predicted model, not a curated record. Gene Ontology annotation, cellular component: SCF ubiquitin ligase complex. The coding region runs from base 150 to 1832 and encodes 560 amino acids. The transcript has 6 exons.